GCCGCGGGGCCAAUCCAAGGCCGUCCUCCGUCAAGGUUGCAAUUUUCAAAUCCGCACUUUGUGCUGCAGAGGAAGGAAGACAGGAAGGAAGAGAUUCCUCCGAUCCAGCUCUUCCUGCAUCUUUGCCAGUUUAGACGCAAGAGGCCCGGAGGAUGCCCCUGCCUCCCAGCUCCAAAACUGUCGCCAUCAGGCAACCCUGGCCAGGCAGAUCCAUGGCAGUGGAGGAGGCCCAGGCCGAGAAGGGAGAGGCUUUGCAGGUCAAGCGGUCCCCCUCUUCACCCCAAGGAGCCCCCAAGAAGCGCUCUGCCUUUGGGGAUCUCACCAACGCCCACAAGACUCAGCACUUUGUCGGGAAGAAGGAGGAGGCGGUGGUCAAAGGGGCCACCAAGAAGGCGGCAUCAAAAGGAAGCAGGGUGGCCCUCUCCAAGAACAAAGAGAUCAACAUUAAAAAGUCCCAGAACAGAGUUCCUUCUGAAGAGGCACCAGCCGCUAAGUCAGAUCCUGUGGCCAAGCAGGAUCCAGUGGAGAAGGAGGAUCCCUGUCGAACAGUGGAGGAGCCAGUGGAACCGGUGCCCCCUGUUGAGGACAUCGACAAGGGACAUCUGGAUGACCCUUAUGCCAACGCCGAAUAUGCCAAGGAUAUCUUUGUUCACAUGCGGGAGCGGGAGGAGAAAUUCCUGCUUCCGGACUACAUGAAGGACCAGCCGGACAUCAGCACCGACAUGAGGGCCAUCUUGGUGGACUGGAUGGUGGAGGUGCAGGAGAACUUUGAGCUCACCCACGAGACGCUUUACCUGGCUGUCAAGCUGAUGGAUCACUAUCUGGUGAAGGUACCUGUCAUGCGGGACCGGCUGCAGCUCAUUGGUUCCACCGCCAUCCUCAUCGCCUCCAAGUUCGAGGAGCGCUGUCCUCCCUGCGUGGAUGAUUUCCUCUACAUUUGCGACGACGCUUACAAGAGAGAGGAGCUUCUGACCACGGAGGUGAGCAUCCUGCAGACGCUGCAGUUCGACAUCAACAUCCCCAUCGCAUACCGAUUCCUCCGGCGCUUUGCCAAGUGCGCCCAUGCCUCCAUGGAGACGCUGACCCUGGCCCGCUUCCUCUGUGAGCUGACCCUGCAGGACUACAACUUUGUCAAUGAGAGGGCAUCCUGCUUGGCCGCCAGCUGCCUCCUGCUGGCCCUCAAGAUGAAGAAGCUGGGCGGCUGGAGCCCAACACUAGAAUAUUACAGUGGCUACAAAGUGGAGGAGCUGUGCUUACUGGUCAAGAAGUUGAAUUUCCUGCUGACCUAUAAUCACGACCAAAGACUCAAGGCUGUCCGGAGCAAGUACUCUCACCGGGUCUUCUUUGAGGUGGCCAAGAUGGCCCCCAUGGACAUGUUGGAGCUGGAGGAAGCACUGAAGAGCUAAGUCUGGCAAAGAAGAGGAGCCAGAGUGUACAUACUCUUGUAAAUAGACGCCUGCUCUUAGCCUCUGAGGCCUGUAUAUUAUUUCUGUUGCUUUUUAUAUAUAUUUUUAAAAAGUUGCAUUAGAGGGAGGGAGGGGAGAAGAAGAUAAAAAGAAAUGUAAACAUUCAAUGCUUUAAAGGGGAAAUUGUUUGGAGUCAUAGGAAAGCUGUCAAUAAAAUAAAAUAAAAGUG
Molecule: messenger RNA, 1635 nt
Organism: Anolis carolinensis (green anole)
Lineage: Eukaryota; Metazoa; Chordata; Lepidosauria; Squamata; Anolidae
Gene: ccnb3
Product: cyclin B3
Exons: 12
Coding region: 153-1406 (417 amino acids)
Biological process (GO): mitotic cell cycle phase transition; regulation of cyclin-dependent protein serine/threonine kinase activity
Cellular component (GO): nucleus; cytoplasm; cyclin-dependent protein kinase holoenzyme complex
Molecular function (GO): cyclin-dependent protein serine/threonine kinase regulator activity
Source: RefSeq, a predicted model, not a curated record